AAAAAAAAAAACAAAAACACUUAAUAUUAAAAAUUAUAUUAAUUAAAAUAUCCUUUAGUUUGCAUUAUGCCAACAAUACGAGUUUGCCUGCAAUGGACUUCAGUUGUGUUUAGUUUAGUCACUUUGAUACUCGGCAUCCUGGCCGCCCUAGCGGGUGUCUAUGAAUUGCAGAAGUUUGAUGAGGGUUCGACUGAGCACUUGGAAAAGUAUAUACAACUGGGCAUCGCUGGCACAUUGAUUGUGACCUCUCUGAUCGGUUGUCUGGGUGCCUUUUUGGGUUCCAUAAAGGUUAUGGUUGUGCAUUUGAUAUUUUUGCUAAUCUUGAUUGGAGCUCACAUUUGGCGUUUGGCCCAUUACAAUGAAUCGAAACAAUUGGAUGCCACAGAGGUUUAUGUGAUGGCCCUUUGGAUGGAGGAAUUGGUUCAUCCAGGAGCAAUGCAGACACUUCAGCGUACUUACGAAUGCUGUGGCGAUAAGGGAGCUGCGGACUAUAACAGUCUGAGCAUUGCAGUGCCAUCCAGUUGUUUCCAUGUCCAAGAAGGUCUCCAUGCAUUGUAUCCCUAUAGUGAGGGUUGUAUGGCAGCUGUUAAGCGAGCCUAUCUUCAAAUUUAUCGCUAUGAAAAAUGGGCACAUUGUGGUCUCAUAAUCUAUGAGAUACUGGGCAUUAUAUUAGGCAUCACAUUGAGCUGCCAAUUGACCAACAAAACACGUCGCUACAACUACUGAACCCAACCUAGAUCGAUAAAAUUUAUGCGAAUGCAUUUCUUUAAAUAAACUUUAUACAAAUUUGCUAGCUUAAA
Drosophila willistoni is the source of this 800-nucleotide messenger RNA. Its product is annotated as protein late bloomer. NCBI's taxonomy places the organism in Eukaryota, Metazoa, Arthropoda, Insecta, Diptera, Drosophilidae. The coding region runs from base 67 to 726 and encodes 219 amino acids. The record is from RefSeq and is a predicted model, not a curated record. The transcript has 5 exons. Gene Ontology annotation, cellular component: membrane.